AUCUUAUCUUUUCGUUUCUUCUAAGUGAUUAGUCAGUAACAUAAUUCUCUUAGUAAUGGAGGGUAAAGGACGAGUUGGAUCAUCACCGUCUUCUUCUUCCUUCACGGCUCAACUCUUUGGCCCCAAGGAAUCUACUUCCUCUGCCAACUUCAACUCCAUUUUCCCUCCUCCCUCCAAGGGAACAUCAAGAAACAUCCUAAGCUCCAAACAUGGGUCCUUAGAAAAAAGUAAAAACACUUCAACCUGCAAUCUGAGUUCUUCUCUUUACUACGGUGGUCAAGAUGUUUACUCUCAAUCCACACAGAACCAUACUUAUCCUACAAUUAACAAGGAUCAGGACAGAGACAACACUGAUACCAACUCCUCGGACGCCUCAAGAGGAAACUGGUGGCAAGGUAUAUUCCUCAACCAAAUGAUUUAGUUACAACUUCUAUGUCUUUGUUUGUUUCCCUUCUAACAGUUCCCCCAUCUCGCCAUUUUCUUAGGUUCACUAUAUUAUUAGAGUGUUCCCAACUGAGGCGUCUCUCUAGAAGAAGAGCAUCAAGUUGAUAAGGAACAAUACUAAUGAUGUCAUGCUUGUCUCUCUCACUAAUGUUAAACAAAAGAUUAGAACUUUGUACUUCAUAAAAACAUUUAGAAUCCUGAAACUCGAGUAUAAAUAACAGAGGAUUCUCUCUGACUACAGAACUGAUCGAAUCUGAAACUCAAACCUAACAAACACGAAACUGUACAAACCCAAAA
Messenger RNA from Capsella rubella, 741 nucleotides. RefSeq lists its product as uncharacterized. The coding region runs from base 56 to 421 and encodes 121 amino acids. The transcript is spliced from 4 exons. The record is from RefSeq and is a predicted model, not a curated record. NCBI's taxonomy places the organism in Eukaryota, Viridiplantae, Streptophyta, Magnoliopsida, Brassicales, Brassicaceae.